UCCCACCAUCAUCACCACUUCAACCUUCUCCCUUUUAUUCAACACACAAACAUUAUUCUUCUCUCCCAACUAAUUAUUUUCUUAAUAAUAAUAAUAAUCACUCCCUCAUUUUAUUUCCAUGGAAACCACUCUUUUAUUAUAAAUUAUCAUUUCUCUUCUUCUUAUUAUUAUAAUUGAUUAAUUUAUUGUUUUCAUCAUGGGAAACGGCGUCGGAAAAUUGACCGUUUGUUUCACCGGACCCGACAUCAUCCACCGUCGUAAACACCUCACCGCCGACAUCAUCUCUGACCCAGUUGACGAUCUGGGUCAUUCUUUUAUCUACCGCCGACCCGACCCAUCUCAGCUUUCUUCAUCAAAAGUCCACUCAGCUGAUGAAACGACGACGUUUAAGUCAAUCUCCGGCGCCUCUGUUUCAGCCAAUACUUCAACUCCUCUGUCUACAUCUUUUCUUGAUGUUUAUUCUUAUAAUAUAAUUGAUAAAGCUUCAGCUAUUGAAAGUUCUACUUCUUUUACUUCAGGCCCACUUCAUCCUUUACCUAGAAACUCAAUAAAUUCGGGUCCUUUACCUGGCCCAGGUGCGUUUUCGGGCCCAAUUGAUAACCCUUUUCUUUCGGGCCCGAUUGACAGGGGAUUCCUAUCAGGUCCCCUGUUUUCGGGCCCGCUUGAUCAUUUCCAGAGAAGUUAUUCUCACAGUGGCUAUGGUGGGUAUAGAAACCGAUCAAGAAAACGAAACUUGAUCAGGGGGAUUAAACGGGCGAUAUCGAAAACUUUUACGAUAUCAGCCCGUGGGCAGGGCUCGAAUUCGAGCGUUGCCCCAAUUAGUAAAAAUGUUGGAUUUGUGAAAGAUAAUGAUUGGGUUGAGGGUGGGAAUGAGAAAGUUAAUGAAUUGACUGUAAGUAGUAUUAAUUUAAGUAGUGAAGGGAGUUAUUUAGAUGAUGAUGAGUGUUUGGGUCAGGGUCAGAAUUUGCAAUGGGCUCAGGGGAAAGCAGGGGAGGAUCGGGUUCAUGUCGUUGUUUCGGAGGAACACGGGUGGGUUUUUGUUGGGAUUUAUGAUGGGUUUAAUGGUCCUGAUGCACCUGAUUAUUUAGUAUCUCAUAUGUAUUCAAAUGUUUAUAAAGAACUCAAAGGAUUGUUAUGGGAUGAUGAUAAUGAUAAUCAAAAUGAUGUAUCUAAUAAUAACGAUAAUAAUAGUACUUUGGUAGAGUCAUUAGACGUUGUGGACUUGAAUAGUACUAAUAACGAACCGCGAAAGAAUUCGUUACAUGAUUAUGAACUAGAGAGUUACCCAAGUGUAAAUGAGGAUUUUGAGAUUAAUUUAAGGAAAAAGAAAGGUAAGAUUAGGAAGCGUGGGGCGGCGAAGAAAAGGGAGGAGAAUCAGAGGAGAUGGAAGUGUGAAUUUGAUCGUGAAAGAUUGGAACUUGAUAGGAGGUUAAGGGAACAUAUGAAUACAAACGGGUCGAAUUCUAUUAAUCCUUCGGAUGUUUUGAAAGCUUUGUCACAAGGACUAAAGAAAACUGAGGAGGGUUUUUUGGAUAUAGCUGAUCAAAUGCUUGUUGAGAAUCCUGAAUUGGCUUUGAUGGGGUCAUGUGUUCUUGUUAUGUUAAUGAAAGGAGAGGAUGUUUAUGUGAUGAAUGUUGGUGAUAGUCGGGCGGUUCUAGCUCAGAAAUCCGAGCCGGAUAUUUGGGGACAAGAUUUAGAGAAGAUUAAUGAAGAAACAUGGUAUGAUCUUGAGGUUUUUGAGGCUGAUAUUGCCACUACAAAUUCUAGUUUAACUGCUUGUCAGCUUAGCAUAGAUCAUAGUACCUCCAUUGAAGAGGAAGUUCAAAGAGUAAAGAGUGAGCACCCUGACGAUGCUUGUGCAGUGAUGAAUGAUCGUGUCAAGGGGUCGCUAAAGGUUACUCGCGCAUUUGGUGCUGGUUUUCUUAAGCAGCCCAAAUGGAACAAUGCAUUACUAGAAAUGUUCAGGAUUGAUUAUGUGGGAACUGCUCCAUAUAUAAAUUGUCACCCUUACCUUCACCAUCACAAACUAGGCCCAAGAGACCGGUUCUUGAUAUUAUCUUCAGAUGGACUUUAUCAAUACUUUACAAACGAGGAGGCUGUCUCUGAAGUAGAGCUUUUUAUUCAAUGGUCACCUGAAGGUGAUCCUGCUCAGCAUUUAGUAGAAGAAGUUCUACUUCGUGCAGCCAAGAAAGCUGGUAUUGAUUUUCAUGAGUUGUUGGAAAUACCACAAGGGGAUCGAAGGCGCUACCAUGAUGACGUUUCGAUCAUUGUUAUUUCACUCGAAGGAAGGAUAUGGAGAUCGUGUGUGUAAUCAACACACAGAGUAAAGAUAGAAACCCACAAAUAAAAUUGGUUUCCUUACAUGAAAAUAGCUAGAUACAGUGCACCAACUCGACUCAUGCCCAAUUUUUCGAUCUUUCUUAUUCUGUGAGGUUUUGUAAAGGUGUAAAAUUGUUGUUUCAUGUUCAUUAAUAUGAAGCUGUCAUAUACCAGAAUUGCAAAUAUGAUAAUAAACUACCUGUUUUUUGUAAGAAGUUUGUAUUGUAUAAAGGUUAUAAAUACAUAUGAUUCACUCAA
This is a messenger RNA of Erigeron canadensis, 2577 nucleotides long. Its product is annotated as probable protein phosphatase 2C 23. Gene Ontology annotation, biological process: protein dephosphorylation. NCBI's taxonomy places the organism in Eukaryota, Viridiplantae, Streptophyta, Magnoliopsida, Asterales, Asteraceae. The record is from RefSeq and is a predicted model, not a curated record. Bases 197 to 2311 code for a protein of 704 amino acids. The transcript has 4 exons. Gene Ontology annotation, molecular function: protein serine/threonine phosphatase activity.